UCGUCGUUCACUCGUUCUUCUCAGCUUUCUCGCUACGCAGACUCGACGGCAACAGGGUAUCUUCUUGCUACUGAGCUCAGUUCUUGACUACUCUCCUCCGAUACUAUCGAUCGAGCUAAUGAAGGAAUGGCGAGGGCAUGGUUGACAAAUUGUCGGGGGAUUGCGAAAAAGGUGAAGAAUGCUACCUCUUAUUCGAAUUAUCAACUAUGCGAUUUGGGAGCUGAAGCGAAUCGUGAAUGCCCAAAUUGUCAACAUAUAAUCGAUAACAGUGAUGUUUCUUUGGAAUUGCCUGGCCUUCCUGCUGGUGUAAAGUUUGAUCCCACUGAUGUAGAACUUCUAGAGCAUCUGGCAGGAAAGAUAGGGGUCGGGAUUGCCAAAGCCCAUAUCUUUAUCGAUGAAUUCAUUCCAACUCUUGAUGGAGAACAAGGAAUUUGCUGUACACACCCUGAGAAUCUCCCUGGUGCAAGGAAAGAUGGAACUAGUGUACACUUUUUUCACAGAUCAUUAAAUGCAUAUUCGACUGGAAAUAGAAAGCGUCGCAAGAUAUGUGGCGAGGCCGAGGAAAGUGUAAGGUGGCACAAGACCGGCAAAACGAAACCAGUGAUAGAGAAUGGUAUUCUGAAAGGCUGGAAGAAGAUCAUGGUUCUAUACACAAGUUUUGGGAAGGGUAACAAGCCAGACAAAGCUAAAUGGGUGUUGCAUCAGUAUCAUCUUGGGAUGGACGAAGAGGAAAAAGAUGGACAAUUGGUUGUUUCAAAGAUUUUCUUCCAGCAAACAAAGCAAAUGGAGAGUAAUGAGACUGAUGAGAAUGUUCAAGAAAAGCCGAAUGUGUUAGCAACCAGAUACAGUCCAAGAACACCUAAAACUAUGACUCCGCGGCCACAUCGGUCUAAGAUGAAUCCUUUAUAUAAAGCUAACGAGGAAGUUCCUCUUCUCUUGGAAGUUCAGGAGGAACAAGCUCCAGAAUCUGAAUUGCCUCCAUCGACAUUGCCCACUGUCAAUCUGAAGGAUGAAGAAACAGGAUCCCAUUACUGGGCGGGUGAAUCACAAGCCAUAGAUGAACCAAAUCCUCAGCUGCUAAAUGAGUCAUUUUUAUACCAUGAAGUGCUCAAACAAUUUCCUCCCUUAGCAGAAUCUCCCCUUCAACUUCACCAACCAGACAUGCUUAUUGGCUGCAAAGAUCAGUUUUUUAUGUAUGCAGAUGGUUUCCCCAGCCUUGAUGACAUAGAGGUUGACACUCCACCAGAUUUUCAGCUUUCUGAUUUGCAAUUUAGUUCACAAGAUAGCUGGUUGGGCCGGCUGUAGAAUGAUUACACCAAGGUCUAUCGUGAGCUGCUAAUGAUGAUUAUUUUGCAGAUCAAGUGAUCUGAAUCUAUUAAGAUGAACUGUAUUAGGUGAGGUAGAAGAGCGGCAUUUUCCAGUGCCAAUUAUGCAUCCUUUUGCUGUAAAUUAUAUGUUUGUUGUGUUCAAAAUCUUGACAUUCUUACUUGUAAAAGAUUUGAGGACCUUUCAAAGUGAUUGCAUGGCUUAGAACAUGGCAGGCAUGCCAUCAAGUGUUUA
Dendrobium catenatum is the source of this 1560-nucleotide messenger RNA. RefSeq names its product SUPPRESSOR OF GAMMA RESPONSE 1. Gene Ontology annotation, molecular function: transcription cis-regulatory region binding; DNA-binding transcription factor activity. The transcript has 6 exons. The record is from RefSeq and is a predicted model, not a curated record. Gene Ontology annotation, biological process: regulation of DNA-templated transcription. Gene Ontology annotation, cellular component: nucleus. Lineage: Eukaryota; Viridiplantae; Streptophyta; Magnoliopsida; Asparagales; Orchidaceae. Bases 127 to 1305 code for a protein of 392 amino acids.